UAAAUCAUAUAGUUUACUGGUUCUUCUUUUUUUUACAACUUGAGGUCACUGGAAAUUGUUUGAUUAUGGAAGAAAUUGGCAUUGUUGUUACGCCUAAAAGGGAGGUAGCUUCUCCCAGUGAAUCAUCGAGACCAACAUCGACGGCUGCGUCUGGACUGGAGAACAUUGCUACAGAUGAUCUCUACUCAAGAUACAAGAAAUUACAGCAGCAGCUUGAGUUCUUAGAAGUACAGGAGGAGUACAUCAAGGAUGAACAAAGAAAUCUCAAGAAAGAAUUCCUUCAUGCCCAGGAAGAGGUCAAGCGUAUUCAGAGUGUUCCUCUGGUCAUCGGUCAGUUCUUAGAGGCAGUUGACCAGCACACUGGCAUCGUAGGAUCAACUACAGGUUCCAACUCAUACGUGCGUAUCCUUAGCACCAUCGAUCGUGAGCUGUUGAAACCAAGCGCCAGCGUCGCCCUUCACAAGCACAGCAAUGCACUGGUUGAUGUACUACCUCCAGAAGCUGAUAGUAGUAUCAUGAUGCUGGGUGCAGAUGAGAAGCCUGACGUGGUGUAUUCAGACAUCGGUGGUAUGGACAUGCAGAAGCAAGAGAUCCGUGAAGCUGUAGAGCUCCCUCUCACGCACUUUGAUCUCUAUCAGCAGAUUGGUAUCGACCCGCCGAGGGGUGUGCUCAUGUUUGGACCCCCGGGAUGUGGUAAAACCAUGUUAGCUAAGGCUGUAGCUCAUCAUACCACAGCUGCUUUCAUUCGAGUCGUUGGUUCAGAGUUUGUUCAGAAGUAUCUAGGAGAAGGCCCACGUAUGGUGAGGGAUGUGUUCAGACUGGCUAAAGAGAAUGCUCCUGCAAUCAUCUUCAUUGAUGAGAUCGAUGCCAUCGCGACCAAGAGAUUUGACGCCCAGACAGGAGCUGAUCGAGAGGUACAGAGGAUCCUUCUGGAGUUGCUCAAUCAGAUGGAUGGCUUCGAUCAGAAUGUCAAUGUCAAGGUGAUCAUGGCAACGAACCGAGCCGACACCCUUGACCCCGCCCUGUUGAGACCAGGUCGUCUAGAUCGUAAGAUUGAGUUCCCUCUGCCUGACAGGAGACAGAAGCGUCUUAUCUUCAGUACCAUCUGUGCUAAGAUGAAUCUCAGCGAUGAGGUCGAUCUAGAAGAUUACGUAGCAAGGCCAGAUAAGAUUUCAGGAGCUGAUAUCAACGCUAUCUGCCAAGAGGCUGGUAUGCAAGCUGUACGUGAGAAUCGUUAUGUAAUCCUGGCAAAGGACUUUGAGAAAGGCUACCGUAACAACAUCAAGAAGGACGAGACUGAGCAUGAAUUCUACAAAUAAACCAUUAGAGAUAUCAAGGCUUUAACCAUAUAUUUUGAUACAAUUAAACGUUACCACAUUAUUGUUUCUAAUACUACUAAUCUACUUUGAUACAACAACAUCCCACAGGCAAUGUUUGGUAGGGGAGGGAGUGGGGCAAAGCCUGUUAAAAAAACAUGCCAUUAGUAAUCCAUGAUUUGUAUAGCUUGUCAGCAAUUGAAUCAUAAAAUUGAUGACCAGUUUUCAUCAUUUUAACAUCUUAAAAUAUAUCCUUUCCUUUUCUAACUUGUCAGCACAUCUGGUCCAAUUGGUUGGGACUCCUCCCCCCCCCCCCCCAUUCAAACACAGUGUAGCUUCGCCCCUGUCCGCCGUGGAGGUGCCAUGGUAUAGUGGUUUAUUCACUUGACUCUCAUUCCUAGGGUCAAGAGUUCAAAUCCCAACAUGUCACUAAUGUUCUUUGGCAGGCUGUUAAUCCACAUUUUUUGCCACUGUAAAUGGGUACCUGAUAUGCCAGAGUGCUUCAGAUUUGGCAGAUUUGGCCGAAAUCAGUCAAAGUCGCAUAAAAUCUUGACGGUUUUAUUUAAUCCCCAUGAGAAAAUCCUUUUAAAGAAUGAAAUACACCGACCAUAUACAUCUGUAACAAAUGUACCGUUUGAUGUUCUAGUAGUAGAGUAACAUGAUUGUGAAUACCGGUAAUGAGUGAUAUAUAAACAUUAUUUUGUUGGCUAGAUGCAGUCAGUUUAUAGAGAUGCUCAAUUAUUCAUUUCCUAUGGAAUACAUGUAGGAUGGUAAUCUCUGGAGAGGUUCAUCUGAUGUGUGAUGUUACUUGCAAAUAAGUUCUUUCUUCACAAUCAGUGGAAAAAUUAUGUGUUUCAGAAUGCCAUACCAUGCUGCAAGCUACUUCAGACCUAUGUCGUAUCUUGCAUUGUUGCUGAUGCAGUACGACAUUACUCUUUCACCAAUGUACAGAUAAACCUGUCUAUAGCGAACGCCCUAGCAAAACACAAAAGUGGUCUUUG
Messenger RNA from Strongylocentrotus purpuratus (purple sea urchin), 2317 nucleotides. RefSeq names its product 26S proteasome regulatory subunit 6B. Lineage: Eukaryota; Metazoa; Echinodermata; Echinoidea; Camarodonta; Strongylocentrotidae. Gene Ontology annotation, cellular component: proteasome regulatory particle, base subcomplex. Bases 66 to 1319 code for a protein of 417 amino acids. The record is from RefSeq and is a predicted model, not a curated record. Gene Ontology annotation, molecular function: ATP hydrolysis activity; proteasome-activating activity; ATP binding. The transcript is spliced from 10 exons. Gene Ontology annotation, biological process: proteasome-mediated ubiquitin-dependent protein catabolic process.